Molecule: messenger RNA, 597 nt
Organism: Pseudomassariella vexata
Lineage: Eukaryota; Fungi; Ascomycota; Sordariomycetes; Amphisphaeriales; Pseudomassariaceae
Exons: 1
Coding region: 1-597 (198 amino acids)
Source: RefSeq, a predicted model, not a curated record
AUGAUAAGCCCACGAGUCAUUGUCACCUUCUGUUUAUUAUCAACGGCACUCGGCGCGCCUUUCGUGCCCGGACUUCCGCGGCCUGCGAAGCCUCACAUCGAAGUCACUCCAGUCAUCCCUGAAUUCCACCGUGGCAGGCUAUUCGCCCUGUUCCAUGACCGCUUCACGCUUCCUGAAAACCCCCCUGUUGACGUUACUCCUGUGCACUCAGUCCGCCGUGGCGGUUUGGAUGCUCUGAUCGAUCCGGAGGUAAACAUUGUCACUCGCGUGACUAAGGAAACCCAAGAUGGAAAGAAAAAGCAGAAAGAAAGGGAUGAAGUGAUGCAAAGAGCAGUGACGCCGAAUAAACUGGACCUGGACGCACCGGAUGAGCGAAGAAACAGCCACGUAGACAGCGCGAAACUGUCUGCGAGGAAACUCAGUCAAAAGGUCACACAGCAUAGAAAGACCAAGGCAUCGAAUUUGAAGAAUUUCACGUUCAAGAAGGUUCCGGUGAAUAAGCUCCAACGGGUGAGCUCCGUUCCGGCUCCUGGAUUCAAAUGUGGUGAUAUUGGUGUCGGGCCGUGCCGGAAGGGAGGAAGAUUGUAUCCGGAGUAA